AUGUUCCGUUUGAUUUCAGCAGUGGCAGCUGUGGAAGGUAUAUACCAAAUUACAACCAGGAACCUAAUAUCACUGUCUGAGCAAGAGCUCGUUGAUUGUAAUGUUGAUAGCCGUGGUUGUAGUGGCGGCUCAAUGGAUACAGCCUUUCAAUUCAUCCAACAAAACAAUGGUCUCACAUCAGAAGAUAAUUACCCUUACAUUGCACAAGAUAACACUUGUGACAGCACCAAAACAGCAACCUCUGUAGUCCAGAUAACUGGGUACGAAGAUGUGCCACCUAGUAAUGAGCAGGCUCUUCUGCAAGCUGUGGCGAACCAACCGGUUUCUGUUAGCAUAGAAGGUAGUGGACCGAACUUCCAGCAUUACAGUAGUGGUGUCUUCGCUGGGCCGUGUGGAACCCAUCUUGACCAUGCUGUCACUAUAAUUGGAUAUGGAACUACUACUGAUGGGACUAACUAUUGGUUGGUUAAGAAUUCAUGGGGCUCUAGUUGGGGUGAGAAUGGAUAUAUGAAGAUCGACAGAGAUGCUGUUGCGGAAGGUCGAUGUGGCAUUAAAAGGCAUAGUGGCCCCUGUCUGUGGUUAGUGUUAAUUGCAAGUGUGAACAUUUCAUAUACGGUUACUGUUAAACCGGCAUUUACGGUACCUAACCGAUAUAGCCACUGUAUACAGAUGCAGUUGAAGUUCACCAAUCCAGAGACACUAGUUAGUCGCAAUCUCAGAAGCAUGCAAAGAGGUCUGAAAAAGCAGAAUCCAGGGCAAUGGAAACAACAGUAUUCUGAGGAGGAGUCCCUCCAAGCACAGAUGGAAGCAUGUGAUAUCGCACAAUCCCCUAAUCUAGACAGCAGAUCCUUUGACAAACUACAUAUUUCUGAAGGUGCAAUUGUUGGCACUGCCCCUGACAACUCUAGAGAGGAAAAGGCCGAUAGUAUUCCCCAUUCUGGGAAGAAUCUGACACUUGAAACACUCUUUGGGUCUGCUUUCAUGAAGGAGCUGCAAUCAGCCGAAGCACUAGUUUCCAUCCAAAGGGGCUCGGUUGGUUCUGCAGGAAUCGAUAUUUCAGAACAGUAA
Molecule: messenger RNA, 1068 nt
Organism: Camellia sinensis
Lineage: Eukaryota; Viridiplantae; Streptophyta; Magnoliopsida; Ericales; Theaceae
Source: RefSeq, a predicted model, not a curated record